Molecule: messenger RNA, 1956 nt
Organism: Alternaria atra
Lineage: Eukaryota; Fungi; Ascomycota; Dothideomycetes; Pleosporales; Pleosporaceae
Exons: 2
Coding region: 1-1956 (651 amino acids)
Biological process (GO): carbohydrate metabolic process
Source: RefSeq, a predicted model, not a curated record
AUGGAAGUAUCGCGUGUCGCGUCGCUUUGGCGACUAUACUGCUCUGUUUCGUUGCUUAUGUUCGCGUUUGCGACCAGCUCAGUCACUAGUAGUACGGCAUUGCCAGCUUCACAAGAAGCAGGACAACUGGUCUACGAGCCCGAGAAUCAGAAUGUCGUCCGCCUAUCUUCUUCACCAGCCUUAUCCGUAUCCCAUGCCGAACCCUCCCAUACCUUGCUGAACGCCUCUCCAACCAGCACGGCCAGCUACUCGGUCGCCGAAACCAAUAUCCUCCAUGAUCUCCACUCUGCCCUCUCUACAAUGCAGGACCACUACUUCUCUGUAUGGCUCGGCAAGUACACAACAGCGAUAGACUGGACAGCUGCCGUCAUGUCCACUUACGUCUCGGCUACCCUAUCAUCGCUCUCCCACUCGCUUUCCUACACGAUGCCAGGCACGUUCGAUAGAAGCCGGAAACUAGACGUCGAGGCACAAAUGGUGGAGAACGAAAUCAACAAGUACUUUGCGCAGACCACAGCAUACUAUUUCGGCGAAGACGCCUUUGCAAUAAGAAUGCAGGCUUUCGAUGAUAUGUUGUGGGUGGUGUUGGGCUGGCUACAAGCGACAGAUUUCAUCGAGAGCCAUUCUGUUGGACACUAUACAACAAGCAAUAUUGGAGGGAAGAAAUGGCAUGCCAGUCAAUUCGUACCUGCUUUCGCACAUCGUGCGCGGAUUUUCUACGAGCUGGCUGAGAAGGGGUGGGACUGGAGGCUUUGUGGGGGUGGUAUGACAUGGAAUCCGCGUCUCCUACCGUACAAGAAUGCCAUUACGAACCAGCUCUUCAUCUCAGCGAGUAUCAGCAUGUACUUGCACUUUCCGGGUGACGACAACUGUUCGCCGUUUCUUUCGCAGCACGAUGAAUCAGAUCCACAUGAGAAGCAAUUGUACGAUGACUGCGAUGAUGGUCACCGCGGGCGGUACGAUCCUGUUUACCUUGCAAACGCAGUCAAUGCCUAUGAGUGGCUGAAGAACAUCGGUAUGAUGAACGAUCAGGGCCUUUACACUGAUGGGUUUCAUAUCGGAGGCUACCGCACAAAUCAUAGCAAGACGAUGUGCGACGAGCGAAACGAAAUGGUGUAUACCUACAACCAAGGUGUAGUCUUGUCUGGACUGCGCGGGUUAUGGGAGGCUUCGGGCAAGACCUCAUAUCUAGAAGAUGGUCAUGAGCUUAUCAGAAACGUCAUACGCGCCACGGGUUGGACGAAGUCUGGUCUUGGUUCCACCUCAUUCACCGCAAACUCGCGACAGCGUCACAGCCAGGGCCAGGAGAACGCAGAGAAAGCAUUGCCAACUGACUGGGCUGGCCUGGGUUUCGAUGGAAUCCUGACAGAACUGUGUGACCCCUCUGGGCGCUGUAGUCAAGAUGGCCAAACAUUCAAAGGCAUCUUCUUCCACCAUCUAACUUCCUUCUGCAAACCUCUUCCAUCCCGACCGACCAGACCGGGGAAAACCCACGCAGCGACUCGUGAAGCAGCCAUGCUGCAUGCGAAUAGCUGUAGAGAAUACACCGCUUGGGUCGUACACAAUGCCCAAGCCGCCCUCCGCACACGCGAUGAAGAAGGUAGAUUUGGAGCAUGGUGGGGCGCUCCAGAGACAUUGUUUCCACUCUCAUCGCAUCGCCGCAAAGAGACUGGUUUUCUUUCACAUCCUGUUCUCCCUGAGAACGCAACGGACUACCGUAACCUGCAUACGCACCCCGAUGAUGGCUUAUACAUGGAAGGCGAGCCCAAAGAGCCUUCCGAGUGGUUCGUCUUUGAUGAAAACGUCGAGAAUGAAAUCACAAAGAGCAGCGGAGGUGAUCUCAACGACCGUGGUCGUGGCCGCACAAUCGAGACUCAGGGCAGUGGUCUCGCAGUCGUGCGAGCGAUGUGGGAGUUCUUGCGCCGAGCAGAAGGAGCAGAUGGUUUUUUGGUGUGA